Molecule: messenger RNA, 3149 nt
Organism: Pygocentrus nattereri (red-bellied piranha)
Lineage: Eukaryota; Metazoa; Chordata; Actinopteri; Characiformes; Serrasalmidae
Gene: klhl32
Product: kelch-like family member 32
Exons: 12
Coding region: 406-2277 (623 amino acids)
Molecular function (GO): protein binding
Source: RefSeq, a predicted model, not a curated record
UGACCUGGAGAGGCGGAGACUGGAUGCUUGGAUGGAUGGAUGGAUGUAUAGACGGGUGGAUGCGUGUGACAGCAGCCUCAAACACGCUGGACCAAGCUCAACGUUCAGCACGCGCCUUGUGAGCAGUCGGUCAGUGCGACAGUGAUGUUCAGAAAGCCACAGCAGCGGCAGAGUCCCGGAGGGAGAGCGGCGCUGGAUGAGGAGGUCACUCUGUUAUCAGAUCAAUAGCUACAAGGACAUAACAUCGAUGCCGAGGGGUCAGAAAACGGCUGUGAAUCUGCUGCUGCUGCUGAUCUAAGCGUCUGGGUAAAGCUUUAGACACGUUACGUUAAGAGUUCUGCACAUGCUCAGUGUGGCCCCCGCUGUGUAUUUUAGUCCCAGCAGACCCUUCCGUCCUUCAGGAGUAUGCCCUCUGAGCCCCCUCCCAGCCCACAGGCCAUGUUGACAGGUCAGAGACUGUGUCAGUCCAAAUCCCACCAGCACUCCGUCCUGGCAGCUCUGAACCAGCAGCGGAUGGAUGGCCUGCUGUGUGAUGUCACGCUGGUGGCUGGAGAGCAGAAGUUUCACGCGCACAGAGCUGUGCUGGCAGCCUGCAGCGACUACUUCAGGGCCAUGUUCAGUUUGUGUAUGGCAGAGAGUGAGGCAGAUGAGGUCACUCUCCAGGGAGUAUCAGGUGUUGGACUAAAACAUGCACUGGACUUUGCUUAUACAGGACAGAUUCUGUUAGAUCCUGGGGUUAUUCAGGAUGUUUUAUCUGCUGGGAGUCACCUGCAGCUUCUGGAGCUUCUUACACUCUGCUCACAGUAUUUGAUACAGGAGUUGAGCAGUGUGAAUUAUCUGGAGCUGUACCGGUUGGCUGAUCUGUUCCACCUGCCUGUGCUGGAGGAGGCUGUGAUUGGUUACCUGGUGCAGCACCUAGCAGAACUGGAGGAGGCGGAGCUCCUUCUGCUGCCACUCCGCCUCCUGCGGGAGGUGCUAAAGAGCGACCAGCUCACAUCUCUCACAGAAGAGGAGAUAUGGCAGUUGAUGUUGCGUUGGUUGGAGCAUGGCUGCAGGCUUCAUCAUUCUGAGGAGCUUUUACAGCACGUUCGUUUUGGCCUGAUGGAUUUGUCCACCCUGCAGCGUGUGUCCUGCAGCCUGCCCCUGUUACGGUCCUGCCCCACUGCUGCCGCUCUGCUGGAGGAGGCACUGGACUAUCAGCGUUGCCCCUUUGCCCAGCCACUGCAGCAGACUCCCCGGACCACCCCCCGCUACCGGUCCCUCACACUCUACAUCACCGGUGGGCGCAAACGCGAGGUCAGCCGUGUCAGAGAGUUGCGCUUUUUUAACCCCGCCCCUCAGGAACAUCUGCGGCAGGUGGGGGGUGGAGCCAACUGGAGCGAGCUGGCGCCGAUGCCGGCAGGGCGGAGCCACCACUGUGUGGCAGUGAUGGGUAACUUCCUCUUCGUGGCAGGUGGCGAAGUGGAGCACGUCAACGGCCGUACAUGUGCCGUGCGGAGUGUGUGCCGUUACGACCCUCGGGCAAACCGCUGGACAGACGUGGCGCCUAUGAAGGCAUGCCGUGAGCACUUUGUGCUAGCCGCCCUGGGGCAGUUCCUUUACGCAGUGGGGGGCAGGAAUGAGCUGAGGCAGGUGCUGCCCAGUGUGGAACGCUACUGCCCCCGCAGGAACAAAUGGAGCUACGUCCAGUCAUUUGAUCGGUCACUCUCCUGCCACGCUGGAUGUGUGGCAGACGACCUGUUGUGGAUAUCAGGUGGCGUCACAAACACAGCACAGUACCAGAACAGACUGAUGGUGUAUGACCCAGAACAGGUAAACAGUGGAAAGAAUCAGUGGUUGGUGCGCAGCCCCAUGCUGCAGCGGAGGGUGUAUCAUGUGAUGGCGGCGGUGCGGAGACAGCUGUAUGUGCUGGGAGGAAAUGAUCUGGACUUCAAUAAUGACCGCAUCCUCGUUCGGCAUAUAGAUUCCUAUAGUAUAGACAUGGACCAGUGGACACGCUGCACCUUCAGCUUACUGACCGGCCAAAAUGAGGCUGGUGUGGCUGUCCAUGACGAUAGGAUAUAUGUGGUUGGUGGAUAUUCAAUUUGGACUAAUGAACCCUUGGCCUGCAUUCAGGUGCUGGACGUGAGCACUAAAGGAAAAGAGGAAGUGUUUUAUGGGCCAACUCUUCCUUUCGCCUCUAACGGAAUUGCAACAUGCUUCUUACCUGCCCCGUAUUUCACCUGCCCCAACCUGCAGACUCUACAGAUGCCCCACCACCGUAUAGGAACGCUCUAAUGUGCUUCAGACUCAGACUACAUACAGACAAAACCCACAGAACAUGAAUGCAAUUCAACAUGAAAUAGACUCUUAUGAACUUUUGGAGUUGCACUUGAUCCAGUUUAAAACACGAUGCGCAAACUGACCUGAUUGGAGGAUUAACUGGUUCGAAAUGUUGGUACUGAUAGAUUGUUAAUGGAGGGAACCUGAGCACACAGAUGUGAUAAUCAGCAUGUAGUCUGUCAUUAUUUAACAAACCUUUGUGUCCAUUUAAAGGAUGUACCCCAGAUGUAGUCGAUCAGCUGAGACAUGUCUGGAGUCCAAAUUUUACUUCUUUAGUUUAGAGCUGAAACAGUGAGGCUAACAUUGCAAAUACACGCUAGAACUCAAGUCACCCAACUGCUUCUGUAAAAUACAUCACCAUGCAUCUUACUGCCUGCUCAAACUGCAUUCAGGUUUUUAUUAAGACUAAGCGCAGCCACUUUAGAUGUCUGUAUUCACAAACCACCACUCAGAAAUAUUUGUGCUGACUUAGAAUCCGUAUUUGUGACAACGAACAUCAUAAACACAGAGAAAUCUGAUCCAAAAAUCAGCCCUGCUUUGUUUACAGACCUGGUGUUUUUGAAAUGGGUGCAUGUAGCAGUUUUAGAAGUCUUAAUUUUUACAGCUCACAGUAACUACAUCAACAGGUCUGUGCAACAAUAAAUUGCAACAAUAACAAGAUUUGGAUGUGGUUUGAGCAGAGGGAGAGAACUUUUAUUGGUUGGAUAGUGCAGUGGGUAACACCUCUGCCUUCUACACUGUAGACUAGGGUUCAAUCCCCUGCUUGGACAAGCACCCGACACUAUACCAAUGAGAGUCCUUGGGCAAGACUCUUAACACCACCUUCG